UGUGUGUGUGUGUGUGCCAGCGCUGCCUGUACGAGUGCUCGAGUAUGUAAGUCAACAACGUUGACGCAGCACUUAACUCAACUCGAAGCAAUUGGCUUUGGCGAUCAAUGAACGCAACACCGGAGAAGAAGAAGCUCCAGCGAGAGAGGAGUGCACUUAACAAAAUGUAUUUUUUCUGUAUUUUCUUUUAUAUUUUUACAUACAUAUCUCUAAAAUAGAUUGGUAAUUAAGUAUAAUGAUAAUGAUUUAAUUGGAUACACUUGGACAAUUUUAAAGUUCAAUGAUUUUCAAAAAUUUGGCUCUGUACUGAUACAAUUUUCAUUAACUAUUUUUUUUUAUUUAAAUACAUUACAUUAAUGUAUGUAUGAAAUCUUAAAAUGAGAGAAUUCGCCUUGACUAAACAUGAUUUUCUAGGGAGGGAAUAUAAAUUAUCAGCGGAGUUUGAUCCCGUUUUUUUUAGUGUAGUGAAGUGGAGUUUGUUUCGCUGCUGUGUUGUUUUUAGGACGAUGACUCAAGUACAUAACACGGGGGAGAGAGUGAGAGGCAGAGGGGUAAUGUACUAUAUAUGUGGGGAGCUUAUCGGGAGCUGGAAUGAGAGCACAACAGUCUCGCUUGUUUUCGCCUGUGGAUGGGCUUGAUGUGGCGUCCAUCUGGUGAGAGUGUGAGUGUUCGUAUACGGAACACCCUGUUACUGCGUUUGCUACGCUUCUUGACGGCAUUCCUUCACGUCAAACGCGAGAAAACACAAACACCAAAUGGACAAACGCUUAAGAUUAAAAACAAAUGUUGACCGCUUCUAACGAGCCGGCACUCCACGAAAAGAGAGAAAGAUAGGAAAAGAAAGAGCCCUCUCCCCCACACACCCACAUCAGAUUGACACACUUACGUGACUGCCAGAGAGAAAGACACAGAGAGCUGCGCUUGCGCCUCGCUCUUUAACAUGCGGUAUUCAUAGCCGCAAAAGACGAUCGUGUGCCGGCUGCUGACUUCUCUUUUCGGCGGUAACAAUUUUGGGAUUUCUUCGAGACCCUAAUUAACUCGUAUUUAAGGCAGGAACAGGGCGUGGGUGCUGAAAAGAGGUGUUGAGAGACUCGUAUGGAGAUGUAGGCAGAUCGCGUGAUGGCUCGCCUGAUAGCAACACCAUUCUUAAGAGGCUUUCUUCGGCGGAGCUGCCUCAGUACCGCGCUAGACGCUGUCGCGAUCGUGAUCAUGUGGACUUGGCUGCUGCUCCUAAGUCUUUUAGAAGUGAACUUCGCCAAGGCCCUUUACGACCAGUGCAACCACCAGGUGAAGCUGCAAUCGGGCCAAAAACUGCUCAUCAACUCGCCCUAUUACCCGGCUCUCUAUCCCAGAGGCACUUCCUGUCGCUAUGCCGUGGAGGCUCCCAAGGAUCAGGUGCUGCAAUUCAAAUGCGAACUCCAACUGCAGACGCUUUCCACGGAUUUGAAAUGCCGCACGGAGGUGUUUCACUUCAAUUCCGAGGGCGACGAGGUGUUAACAAGUUCGGAAUACUUUUGUGGCAGCGGAAAAUUCGAGCGCAAAAGUUUUCUCAAUCGUGCGGUGAUUUCGUACAUAUCCAAUGGACAUUCGGAGCCGCCCUCAGCCGUCAAGUUAAAGGAUAAACUCACGGCGGGUGCAACUACUAGCACAACUACGCAGGCACCACAAGGUGUUUCUAUAGAGGAACAGGACGCUGAAGAGGUAGAGGUGGAGCCUGGGGCGCCGGAGGAGUCGGAGGACCCAGAGGAAUCCGAGGAGGACCUCAGCGAUGAGGUGCUGCACGUGCUGCAGGAUGUGGGCGUCAGCGAUGCCUUGGCCUAUGUGGCCUCCUUACUUUACGACGACGAAGAGGCCAGAAAGUCCAAAGCUACGACUAUUUACCUCGACGCAUUGCCAAUUCGCAGCACUUCGAAGAUUUCCGGAAAACGUGCCCGGAUUGUUACCACCUACCCCCUCGCCCCAUCCACUCGCCAGGGAGGAGGACGCUUCACCUGCCUCGUCGAGGCCAUUCAGCCCACGUGCAGCUGCGGCUGGAGCCGCACUCCCCGGAUAGCCAGUCCCACCAACGAGGAGGCCGUCCUGCACGAGUUCCCGCCCAUGGCCGGUGUGCUGACCAAGAAGCACGGAAAACUCUUCUGCGGCGCUGCAAUCAUCCAUCACCACUACUUGCUGUCGGCUGCGCACUGUUUUCUUGGCCCGGAGACGAGCAGUGCCGCCCAACUGCGUGUGGUGGUGGGCGAGCACGACUUGGCCAGUGCCUAUGAGACGUUCGCCACUCGUCGCUACGACCUUGAGGCCCUGAUCAUCCACGAGGACUUCAGGCAGGCGAGCGACGGACAGCCGAGGAACGACAUCGCCCUGCUUAAGACACGAUCGCCGAUCAUGUGGAGCAUGAAUGUGGGUCCUGCCUGUCUGCCACUGCAGCCGACGGAGGAUGGCCGAAAACUUCCACUGGCCGGUCACCAGGUGGUCGCCGCCGGAUGGGGCACCACUUCGUAUGGCGGACCACAGACCCACCGCCUGCUGAAGGCCACAUUGGACGUGAUCGAUGGGCAGCGGUGCCGGCAGACUUUGCUCUCCGCCGGUGGAGUACCGCCGCACACCUUUUGCACCUUCACUCCGGGUCGGGACACCUGCCAAUACGACUCGGGCGGGGCUCUCUACGAGCGGAUCCACGGACGGCUGGUGGCCGUGGGCAUCGUCAGUUUUGGCCAGUCCUGCGCCACCCAACAGCCGUCGGUCAAUACGCGAGUCGCCUCCUUCAUCAAGUGGAUUCGGGCCAAAAGCCCCGAGGUGGCCUAUUGUCCUGGCCGGAUAUAAGACCAGCAACUACUCUGAUUUAUGUACAGUAUUUAUAGUAAGGCUAAGAAAGUCGUCCAAAGUUAAUCGAAAAACGUUUUUGAUUAAUGGGACAUGGGGGUUGUAAAAGCUGGUCAGCCAUUGUUAAUACAGCCAAUAAGAUUAUCGGAAUGGUUUUUGAAUACCUCAUUAAAAGGACGCUCAAAAUAAUUAAGCUUUCAUAUGAUGUCAUUCUUUGUAUUACGAAUCAGUUAGUAAAAC
Drosophila gunungcola (fruit fly) is the source of this 3060-nucleotide messenger RNA. RefSeq lists its product as uncharacterized. The record is from RefSeq and is a predicted model, not a curated record. Gene Ontology annotation, biological process: proteolysis. Gene Ontology annotation, molecular function: serine-type endopeptidase activity. The transcript is spliced from 4 exons. NCBI's taxonomy places the organism in Eukaryota, Metazoa, Arthropoda, Insecta, Diptera, Drosophilidae. The coding region runs from base 1120 to 2820 and encodes 566 amino acids.